AUGAGCCAAAGUGAUAGUAUUUGGGUAAAGGUUCAGCUAAAAUCUCCCAUUGAGAAGUUCUAUGGCUUCUUCAGAAAUCAUGUGGGGGAUUUGGUCCAUAUGUUUCCUGAGCAUUACAAAGGCAUUCAACUUUUAGAAGGAGAAAAUUUCUCUGCUGGUAGUGUUGUAGUAUUUCAUUACCAUCUUGGUGGUCAAUCUUUGACAGUAAAAUGUUUACUGAGAGUAGUUGAUGAUGUGAAGAAAUGUAUAGUCUAUGAAAUUGUUGAAGGAGAUGUCCUAAAGAUUUACAAAGUGUUCAACGUAAAACUUGAAGUUAUUAAUGGAGGGUUAAACAAAGUAGGAGGAAGCUUUGCAAAAUGGACGGUUGAGUUUGAAAAGGAAAAUGAAAAUGUGCCUUCACCAGAAAGCUACUUGGGAUUGUUUGCCAAGAUUUCCAAAGGCAUUGAUGCUUAUUUUUCCAAGAACUAAAACCCCCAAACAAUAAUGUGACCUAAAGUUUGGAUGCUUUCUACUUGGUUUGUUAUUACAAAUAAGAAAUUGUGUAUCAUAUGUGUUUGUUAUGUCUAUUAUUAAGAAUAUAAUGUUUGUGGA
Molecule: messenger RNA, 591 nt
Organism: Benincasa hispida (wax gourd)
Lineage: Eukaryota; Viridiplantae; Streptophyta; Magnoliopsida; Cucurbitales; Cucurbitaceae
Product: kirola-like
Biological process (GO): defense response
Source: RefSeq, a predicted model, not a curated record